This is a messenger RNA of Galdieria sulphuraria, 1861 nucleotides long. Its product is annotated as myb family transcription factor. Gene Ontology annotation, biological process: regulation of DNA-templated transcription. Gene Ontology annotation, molecular function: DNA binding; DNA-binding transcription factor activity. The record is from RefSeq and is a predicted model, not a curated record. NCBI's taxonomy places the organism in Eukaryota, Rhodophyta, Bangiophyceae, Galdieriales, Galdieriaceae. The transcript has a single exon. Bases 24 to 1682 code for a protein of 552 amino acids.
CGUCGUUACUUUCCAGGAAAGUAAUGGAAAGCAACACUUCGGGAGAAAGUCUUCCAACGUGUACUCGAAAUAAUUGCGAUGAUAAUAAGAAUAAUAAUAAUACAGAAGAAGAAGAAUCCCUUCUAUUAAAGUCCGUAGAUAAUAAUAUAGCAGAUGUUUCCUUUUUGGAAGAGAAUUUGGAAAAGAGUCCCAACGCCAACUCAAAGAACGGUCGUUUUACAGAGUUUCCAGCCUUUCACUCCGACACUUCGACUGAAAGGGAGGAUAAACAAAGGGAACAGUUGAGUCUGGAUAGUGAAUACUGGAGAGAGCUUCAACAGUUUGGUUUCCCUUCGUCAUUCUUAGUGGAUACACAAUAUCUACAACUUUGUAGACACAUUCUUACCGAUUCAGGUGGUAUACAAAGUACACUGGAGAGCCUGGAGCCUUCCGAAAAGAUAGGCACUUCGGAGAAGAAAGAGCCUUCGCAAUUCUCGCGCUUCGUAGGUUCGCCAAUGAUUCCUAGUAUGAGUUCUUUUAGAGAGAAUGCUAUAUUGCCGCCUCCUCCAGUUCAACCUCCAUCCUCUCAAGCACAAGAUUUUGUAGACUACGAAUUUUCAAAAAACAACUCUUUUUUUGCUAGUGAUGGACAUCCAUUAUGGGAAUAUACAGAAAGUGAGAGUUCAUCAACUCAUUUAAAGGCUUUUCCAUUCGAUACUACUUCACAUUCUUGUAUGAAAGAUAGUGAAGCUUUUUCUGGAUUUGAAGACAAACAAACCACAGUGACCAAUGUAGAGGAGCGACUGAGACACCGUAAUGCAUCAAUUCACGAUAAAACGUCAACAGAACUUUCUCUAACUCCCGUUGGACAUCGUAUUCCUGUUGAGGAUAUUUUACUUCAAGACCAUAGAAAAUCGGGUCGCUUUGGAAGUAAUUUUUCUCAAAGAGUUAGUGAUGAUUUGAACAACAGUUUUAUAGAAAAGUCUUGUUCAGCUGACGGAAGCAAAACGUUAAAGAAACGUUUGAUAUGGACUCCCGAGUUGCAUGAUCGAUUUCUCAAAGCAGUAAAUGCUGUUGGAGUGAAUAAUGCAGUCCCAAAAACUAUUUUGUAUUUAAUGAAUGUUGAAGGCUUAACUUCGGAACAUGUCAAAAGCCAUCUACAAAAAUAUCGAAAUAACUUAAAAAAGGCCGCUGCAAGGAGACAAAGAGAAACGGGACAUUUUCAUUCAAACGCUUCGUUUCAUGAGUUUCCUUUUCAGAAUUUGUAUUCCAACGCUCGAGAUGAUUCAAUAUCGGAACAUUACUCACCAGUUGAAGUGUCUGCAGAUGAUAGAGUUCUAUAUGACAACUCAUUAAGAUCGAAUACCAGUCAAUUACCGGAGUCGAGUGUGCCUCGAGAUGAAGCAAGAAACAAUGCUAUGGUAGAUAAUAUCAUGGAACUUGAUUUACAAAUACAAAGCAUUGUACAUUUACUGGUUACUGCACGUCACAGAGUCGCAGAACUUUCCAUGUCGCUGGAGCAGUGGCUACCACAUUGUUCUUCUUCAAAUGAUUGGGUACGAGUUUUAAAAGAGCAGACAAAUUUAUUCCAACAAAAUGAAAUGCAACUUUUACAAAUACAGCGUGACUUUGAGAAACAACAAAGAGAGUUGAAGACCUUGGAAAAAUGGAGCUUGCCUGGAGUAGAACAAGGAAACUCCUAAAGAGGUGGAUAUCCAGUCACAAUUUGGUUUGAGCCUUUGGAAACCAUGAUUGAUUAACUUUGCUAUUGUCACUAGUAGUAUGUUUUUGCGUACAGUAUAUAUAGUAUUACAAAUAACCAGGUACUUGAUGUAUUCUAAUAUUAACGUAUAGAGAUUUGUAUAAAAGGCAAAGAUUUUCA